Messenger RNA from Lethenteron reissneri (Far Eastern brook lamprey), 3843 nucleotides. RefSeq names its product DIS3 like 3'-5' exoribonuclease 2 (gene DIS3L2). The record is from RefSeq and is a predicted model, not a curated record. Gene Ontology annotation, cellular component: P-body. Gene Ontology annotation, molecular function: 3'-5'-RNA exonuclease activity; RNA binding. Gene Ontology annotation, biological process: mRNA catabolic process; miRNA catabolic process. Lineage: Eukaryota; Metazoa; Chordata; Hyperoartia; Petromyzontiformes; Petromyzontidae.
CGUCACGUGACGCGCGGCCACUCUCGCAAGAAUUCGGCGGCGCUGCGUGCGGACGCCUCGAACAGGGCCCGGGCUGCUGAGGCGAACUGCGCGGCGCGAAGGAAGAUAAACAGAAACGGCCAAGAGGGGUUCUACACAUCUAACAAGCUAUGGCUGCCAACUACCAGCAAACACGCAAAAAGAGAUCCUCACUGCAAGGAAAGGAGCCAAGAGUACACAAUCACCAGUACACGCCUGGCAAGAAAAACCAUGGUGUGUUCGAGCAUUAUUUGUCAGAUAGUGAGGUCUCAGCUGGGCUGAAGCGCAAGGAGUUGAUUCAGGGACCUUUGCGAAUAAAUCCCAGAAAAUACCAAGAGGCAUUUGUUCCUUCACUGGAUGGAACCGGUGACAUCUUUGUGGAUGGGAUGGAGAACAGGAACCGAGCUCUGAAUGGUGACGUGGUGGUGGUUCAGGUUUACCCAAGAGAACAAUGGAAGAAGGUCACAAGGGUCUUUGAUGUCCCGGAUAUGGAGAAUAUUUCAAAUCCAUCGUUGCUUGGGCCUGCCUUAGAUAUGGCAGCUACCGGGAGCUGUGCGGAACUCGGAGGAAUCGAUGGUGCUGAAAGUCACGAUGAGCAACAUUGCAAGGUUUUAGCUUCAGUGGAAAAGCUCGCUGUUUCUGAUAAACAGGCUGCAGUUAUGAGCGUUACGAGGAGCCAUACCCCACUGCCUGAUAACUGCCUCCAGAAGACUGCAAAGGUGGUUUACAUUCUGGAGAAGAAACACUCAAGGGCAGCCACAGGCCAUCUCCGGGCCCCGAGCUGCGGCCAAGGCACAGUGGCAUCACCUAAAGGCCCCGGCCCCUUCAUCCUCUUUUCCCCCCUUGACCACCGCGUGCCCAGGAUUCACAUUCCCCAGUCUGAGUGCCCGCCCGAAUUCCUGGCCCGACCUGGUGACUUUGUGAACACCUUGUUUGUGGCCCGCAUAACAGAAUGGCCCGAGGAUACCAAGAUUCCACGAGGAUCUCUGGCAAAGAGUCUGGGCGAGGCUGGUGAUAUAGAACCUGAGACGGAGGGGAUGCUCAUCGAAUAUGGCAUUGAUUUCUCCGAGUUCCCUGAUGAAACUCUUCAAAAUCUUCCACAAAAUCUGCCCUGGACCAUCUCAGCAGAGGAGCUGGCCAGGAGAAAGGACCUCAGAGAGCUGUGUAUAUUCUCCAUUGACCCAGCGACUGCCCGUGAUCUGGAUGAUGCCCUCUCUUGCGAACGUCUUCCAAAUGGUCACCUAAGGGUGGGAGUCCACAUUGCGGACGUGAGCUUCUUUGUGAAAGAAGGCACGGCCUUGGACUUGAUGGCAGCCGAUCGAGCCACCUCCGUCUACCUCGUCCAGAAGGUUAUCCCAAUGCUGCCCCGCUUGCUGUGUGAGGAGCUGUGCAGCCUGAACCCUGACCAGGACCGCUUGGCCUUCUCUGUGAUUUGGACCCUGUCGCCACAAGGGAAGAUUAUCGAUGAGUGGUUUGGCCGGACCGUGAUACGUUCGUGUGUAAAGCUGAGCUACGACCAUGCUCAAAACAUGAUCGAUGACCCAGGAUGGGUGCCAAGUGAUGGAGAGUGCCCGCCUAUCUCAGGGCGACACCAGCUGAGUGACGUUAAGCGCGCUGUACAAGAUUUGCAUUCCAUUGCACAGGAGCUGCGAAAACAGCGCUUUCAGGAUGGAGCCCUGUGCUUGAAUCAGGUUAAAUUAUCCUUCACCUUGGAUCGCAACACGGGAAUGCCUCAAGGAUGUUAUGUGUAUAGUUACAGAGACAGCAACAAGCUUGUGGAGGAAUUCAUGCUGCUCGCCAACAUGGCAGUAGCUCACAAGAUUUACGGAGCGUUCCCAAAACAAGCGCUGCUACGGCGCCACCCUCCUCCACAAAGUAACCUCAUCCAGGCCCUGCGCGAAUUCUGCACAGAGCUGGGCCUCCAGCUUGACUUCAGCUCAGCAGGGAGUCUCAAUGUCAGUUUGAACGAAAGUCUGGCAGGGGACAGGCUUGCUGCUCCGAGGAGAGAAGUUCUUACCCAGAUGUGCUCCAAGCCUAUGCAGCUGGCAGUCUAUUUCUGCACAGGUGUGCUGGUGGAUGAGGCUCUCUUCCGACAUUAUGCCCUCAACGUGCCACUCUACACGCACUUCACAUCUCCGAUCCGCCGCUACGCUGACCUGAUUGUACAUCGCCUGUUGGCGCAAGCCAUUGGUUGUGGAGAUGCCGUGAAUCAUCAGCCUGCGGAGGAGGUGCAGAAACAAGCGAGCCACUGUAAUGACAAGAAACUGGCUUCAAAAAAAGUCCAGGAGCUCAGUUCAGAGAUGUUCUUUUCUGUUUUUGUCCGUGAGAGCGGUCCUUUGGAAACAGAAGCCAUGGUUAUGGGAGUUCUGGACCAGGCAUUUGAUGUUUUAUCACUGACAUUUGGUGUUCAAAAGCGAGUUUAUUGUAAUGCUCUGCCCUUACGAACGUUUCAUUUCACCAAACAAGGAAGGCAGCCAAAAUUGACACUUGUUUGGGAACCAAAGUCACCAGAGCAGCAGCCAAUCCAACAGGAAAUAACCAUCUUCACCAUGGUCGAUGCAGUGUUAACUGCAGACAAAGUUCCUCUCAAGUACUCGGCGACAAUUAGAUGCCCACACGGAGUGGAGUGAGCCCUGCACUGCAGGAAAAAAAACGGGUCGCAAACACAUUAGUAAUUCGGUCUCACAGCACACAUGUGCAUUGCGCAUACAAAAGCCUUGUCCAGAUCACCAGCUCAAAAAUAACUGUGAAAGCAUGACUGAAAGAGUUGAAAAAAUAUGGCCACCCUACCAGACAGCAGUGAAAUAAAGACACAUGCAAACCGGUUUCAUCCUCAGGAGGGCUCAUCAAUACAGCACUGUCAUCAAUGUUUACUGAUGCAAAGUCUGCCUCUGGAAACCAUAUAUGUGGAAUCCCUACUUACACACGUCAGGGCCCAUUAGACAUAGCCCAUCUGUAUAAUUAAUAGGUUAUAUUGAGAGGGCUGUUACCUUUACAUUAUGGGGACUCAUUAACUUGCCUAAUGGCAACAAUAAUUCAAAUGCAGAACAGAAAAUAAUUUUAGACAAAAGCUUCUCGUGGACAAACAAAAUAAUGGUAACAUUUUAUAUUUUAGUGCUAAGAUGUGUAUGAUUUUUUAAAAAACAUUUUAGAAAUGUUUUUGAUGAAUCACUUUUAGGUUAUAUUAGGUUAGUAUUUGUUCCAAGGACCUCCUUUAGCUAUAUACAUGGUAUUUUUGUUGAAUAGAUGCUCAGAGUAAUAAAAAAAUAAGUGAAUAUAGGUAAAUCAAAUUGUUAUUGUUGAUAUUUGUGAAUUCCUUAUUAUGGAAUAGGUAGCUGUUGUGCAUCGUGAAUACAGAGGAAAACAGGUCACCGCUUAAACCCGUAGAUGAGAGCAGUUUGUUGUGUGUGGUGUUAAUGUAAAAAAGUCAGCUUUGCUAUGCAUGUCGCGCCAUUUCCAAGAAUAAUUGGUAGCCUUUUCAUAAAUUUUACCUCUAUGUAAUGUGUAUUUCAGAGUUGUACAUUAUUUUACAGUAUUCCAAUGUACUAGAAUACCAUGAAAUAAUCUGUUUAGCACUACGUGGACAUGUGCUGCAAUCAUAAUUGAAAACAUACAGAUAAUGUACACGGUGGCUCUUUGCCUUUGAGUUUUAGUUGCUUAAUUACAGUAAUUUUAAAACAUUAUUUAUACUUAAUACAAUGUGUUAUUUUUAGUUUUCCCGUUUUAUGAAGUAAUAUUGUGAAUGAGGCGUGUGUAUUAUCUUAAUGUUAAAUUCUACGACAUUCUGUACGUGAAAUUAAGAUUAAAACAAUGCAUUGUCUGCUU